AUGCAAAUAGAAUUUGCAGCUUAUGAUUGUGAAUUACAACACCUUAUUUUUGGAUCAAAUCCAAUAUUACAAGGAGGUUGUACUAUGUAUGAAACAAUGAAAGGAGUUAUUGGAGAAGAAGUUUGUUCAUUAAGAUUAAGAAAUAAACAAGGUUUAAAAACAGAUUGUAUUUUUACUUCUCUUGAUGGUGGAUUAAUGAUUGGUGCAUGUGGACCAUUAGAAAUUAUACCAGAUGUAUUAACAAUAUUAAAAGAAUCAAUAACAAUGAGAUAUGGUUGUUAUAAAUCACUUAAACCAAUAACAGAAUGCGAAUGUGAAGAUCCUGGUAAAGUAGCAAAAAUAAGAGCUGCUUCACUCUUAAACAAUCCUACAUUUCUUCCUAUUAUUCAUUCAAUUUCUUCUCAUAUCUCAUCAUGUACAUCUAUUCUUUCACCAACACAUCCUCUCUUUAAUCCUAGAAUUCCAUAUCGUUCACCAACAAUAGCAUCAUUUACUAAUUCAAUGAGAUAUAUUAGUAAACGUGUACUUGAUAAUUCACUACUUGGAGCAGCAUUAUAUGUGAAUAAAGAAAAUUAUAUUACUAUUGCAUCAACAUUACCAAGUGAUAUUGAUCCAGUAGUUCGUCUUGUUUCAUUAGCAUUAUCAAGUGAAACUAUGGCAAGAAAAACUACAGUAUCUCAAAUUUAUUUAACUAUUUCACAACUUAAUGCAUUAACUGCAUCAUCAGUAGUUAUUGGUAAACAAAAUUAUGAUAAUAUUAAAAAUACAUUACAUAAUACACCAAUAAUUUGUGAUGAAUGUCAAUUAAAAAAAGUAAAUAUUGUAGUAACUGUAAAUAAAGGAUUUGUAAUGGUAGAAUUAGCUUGUUGGGAUAUUACUCCAGAAUACCUUGAACGUUCUGAAACAGAAAAUCUUGCAGGAAUGGAAGGAUUAAGUUCAAUUUUUCUAAUGGAAGGAAGAAAAACAGAUUUAAUGAGAUUAAGAAUAGAUUAUGAUACAUUAAUGGUUGAACCAAAUAAAUUAUGGGUAAGUAAUGUUAAUGAACAAUUAUUAAAAUGCAUUAAUAUGGAAAAAAUAAAUUAUUUAGAAGGAAUAGAUAAUACAAUUGUUGUUCCAGAAAAUGAAAAUGAAUGUUAUUAUUGUUCUCAAAGUCCAAAUGAAUUAAAUGCAAUAAAAGUUAGUUUUAAUGAAAUUGAUAAAAAAACUUAUUAA
Messenger RNA from Entamoeba dispar SAW760, 1212 nucleotides. RefSeq lists its product as uncharacterized. Lineage: Eukaryota; Evosea; Mastigamoebida; Endamoebidae. The record is from RefSeq and is a predicted model, not a curated record. The transcript has a single exon. Bases 1 to 1212 code for a protein of 403 amino acids.